AUGAUCAGAGCUAGCUAGCUAGAGCUAGAUGCUAGAGUGAGUGUCUGCAGGCAUGAGCUGGAGGAGCACGCAGUCCAGUAUUAGUAGAUAUGGUGGCUAGUCUGCAGAGGGAGCUGGACAAUGCUAGGGGUACUUCGGUGAUAGAUUUGCUGAAUCAGCGAUUAUCAGCGGGCACUCGACUGAGACAACGUGAAGUGUUGCAUAUCUUCUCUCUGACGUUGCUAAGGCCGUUGCUAGGCUACACCAUCGGACAAAACCCACCAUACAUCGUGACCUCAAGAUGAGGUCAUUAUAAGGCUCUGCCCUUUGCCUCUAAGCGAGAGUUGAAGGACAAGAACCUCACCUUCGAGUGGAGCAAGAGAAGUCCUGAAAUUGAUGAGGUUGAACACAAAUUGGAAUUCAAGGCCUCAUCAAAGGAUCACUUCAAGGGCUUUAUCAGUUGUGAGAUCUCCAAGAACCAGAAGCCUUUCUUCACCGUGUACCACUGCCUCAAAGAGAGUGUUGAGGACACCUCCAGCUCUGAAACUGAUGAGCUGUUUGCAGAUGUGAAGGAAGUGAUCAAAGAGAUACGCUCUGACUGGUACAGCCUGGCUAUAGAACUGGACAUUGACUAUGCAACUAGGAAGAGUCUUGAGAAGGACUAUCGCUGGGUUGAGCCGUGCUUUGAGGCCAUGCUGACACACUGGGUGAAGUGCUCCUCUCCUCCCCCCUCCUGGUCUGCCCUUGUUAGAGCACUAGAGUCUCCCGCCAUUGCUCGUGGGGACAUUGCAACAACCAUUAAGACAAAAGCUACCAGCGACAUCUCUCCUGAUAUUUGUCCUCUCACUCACGAUGAGGGACUGAGUGUGGAUCAUCAUUUGAGGGUAGUGAGGACAGCUGCCUGGGAGGUGAGGGGGACAUGGCGUCCUCUGGGAGAGCAGUUGGGUGUCAAUGAGGGGACACUAGAUGCCAUCAAGAGAGACUAUCAGAACGAGUCUGGUGUGUGUUUCACUAAACUACUGGAGCAAUGGUUGACAGGAUCCACCCCCGCCCCCACACUAGAAGCACUCAUCCAUGCACUCAAGUCUCCUGUCAUUAGUCGUGGAGACAUUGCCCAACAGAUGGAGUCUAAACUAACCAAGCUAGCUUCACAGUAACACCUCCACUGACUCCAUAUCAUGAUAGUGACUCGUACAUCUUUUAUUGAUCAGAAACAACUAAUUAAUUUUUAUGCUUUGUUUUGCUGGUUCCCACUCUUGCUAAGAUUUUUGCAUAAUAAUAAUAAUCCAGUCCAUCA
Messenger RNA from Halichondria panicea, 1276 nucleotides. RefSeq lists its product as uncharacterized. The record is from RefSeq and is a predicted model, not a curated record. Lineage: Eukaryota; Metazoa; Porifera; Demospongiae; Suberitida; Halichondriidae. Bases 672 to 1136 code for a protein of 154 amino acids. The transcript is spliced from 8 exons. Gene Ontology annotation, biological process: signal transduction. Gene Ontology annotation, molecular function: protein binding.